AUGCAGAGACGCGGCUGGAUCGGCACCGAAGUAGCGCUCGCAGUGGGCUCGUUGGUAAUAAUUUGUGUGGAGUGUGUGCGCGAAAUCUCGCGCCAAGACGCUUUGGACUUCCGCGGAUUGGCUCUCUUGGUAGAAGUGUUUGUAAGCUCUUAUGUGGUUGUCGCAGCGUUGGCGCUGACGCAAUUCCGUCAUGGAACACUAGCUCCAAAUUUUGAGGAACCGUUCACGGACGCUGACAUAGUUGACAGUCCCAAUUGCGUGGAAAUCACCGUUUACAACCUAAUUAGUCGACAGUCCCGAUUUCGCGAAAAUCACCGUUUACCAUCUGGCUCUGUCACAUAA
This is a messenger RNA of Peronospora belbahrii, 342 nucleotides long. Lineage: Eukaryota; Oomycota; Peronosporomycetes; Peronosporales; Peronosporaceae. The record is from the annotation of a GenBank genome assembly.